UUUCAUCUAAGAAUUACAUUACACGAAAUGAUACAAACCGGUCAAUAUCCACGUGCUGCCCAAAUAGCAAAUCUAUAAGCCACAAUCUAAAAGUUAGUGUGUUAUUAUGAUGUAAAGUUAAGUGUUAUUGUGGAAUUGCAUUACUGCAAAGUUUUUGUAAAAAAGUUGUAUUAUUCAACAAUCUGGGUUAUGAACAAUUUACAGAUUUGCUAGUUGCAUUUUGUACACCACUCAAAGAGAUGAAUAUACAGGUGUAUCGUAAUGAAUAGGAACAAAUUAAUGAUCGUCAAUAUUCAAAACAACAAUGUCGGGGAAAACGAGGUACUGAACUACAAACACGUCUGCAUGGAAGCCAUUUAACUGAACUAAUUCCAGUGCAGUUUCAUUCCCUAAGUAACGCAUCUGCAUUAUCAGAAUUGAAAAAAAGUAUUGAGUGUUAAAGGAAGAUAUUUAAAAACAUCCGGUUCUACAGCAUUUACUUGGUUUGAGUCAUCCAACAAAAAAGCCUUUUUACACAAAAACAAUCGAUUGACAACGUUGAAUCCAUACAACCUUCCAACCACGUGUUUAAAAACUAGAAUAAACAGGAACCAUGCUAUACCCAGCAACAUACAUUGCAACGUGCCGGCCACUGCAGCUGCACCAUUGCAUUCAAUCUACAGUAAACUUGCAACAAAACCGGCUUCACGAAUAAAAUCGGACUGUCUUGAGGUUGUUCAACAACUAGAUAUUACUCGGGAGUCUCUAUGUGAUCAUAAUAGACCGAACAGUACGCGUUUGCAUUUUAAGGCAAGUAGUAUACAAACUAUAUUGAAAUAUUAUCAGAGUAACGGUAUUCUGUGGCACAUCAACUACAUACAGCGUUGCUUGUCAGUAGACCAAAAGAAACACAAUAUAUCUCUAGUAUCAGAUAUUGAACCAUUUUCAAUAUCAAAAACAUCAAAGUAGUAAUAUUUACCAGCAAGGUAAAACUAAAAAAAAUAUACUUCGAGUAUUAUGAACACAUUUUCGAUUGCAGUAAUAAACGAAGCAAAACGAGACAAGAUCAACGCAUUGUUAGAUGAUUUUCGUCAAAUAAAACUGGAACCGAGUAAUGAAUCUGAGCCGUCACGAUGUGCGCCAAAAAUCAUUCUUACGGACUUUUCCAGCAAUAAUAUAGAUCAUAUAAAAAAUAGUGAACAAUAUGUAAAGAACAAAUUAUUUGAAGACAAAUCGGAGACAAAUAAUAAUGACCAAGGAACAGACUUUUCCUCAAUUCAUUAUUGUGCUAAUGAAUGUGUUCGAAAGGAUAGCCGUAAAAGAAAUGUGAAUAGCAAUAACAGUGAGGGACAUAAUUUUCUUUCGAUUCCUGAGUUAUAUUACAGCGAAAAAAGUGUAUCUAAAUCGAACAUUUGUGAUUGCUACCGCAGUGAAGCUAGACCACCGUGACGUUGAAAAUUUUAACUUUGAAUACUUUGCGUAAGUAAGUGUAUCCAUAUGUGAUAAUAAAUGUGCGUAAAAUACUUCAUUCCCUCAGGAGAUCGUAUAGCAUGGUUUCAAUUAUGGAUGUAAAAUCGGAAAGACAGGCCUGUGAUAAUCGUGUAAUAGUAUCGCAAAGUGCGGUAAGCCAAAAGUCGAUUGAUCUAGAUAUCUCGCUUAGACCAAUCAUCUCACCGACAGAAGAUCGUGAUACAGGUAGUUUGGCGUCGAAUAAUCCAAAUACUAACGUGAAACAGUCACAGCAGCCUUGUUCAUCUUCAGUGUCAUCUAUAGCGACUGGAUCCGAUUCGUACAACCAUGAUAUUACCGAUACAGAUUUGGCAAAAAAAAGUAUGAAAUUAAAUUUGGUGAGCUCAUCUAAUAAUAAUAAGUUUGCAGAAAGCAGUAUUCAUCACGGAUCAAUCAAGGCAGAAUCUUCAGAUACCAGUGCAGGAGCUAGCACCAGUAGCGUUGUUACAACUACCACAGCUAUCAUCAUGAAGCAUCGCAAACUGAAAGACCGCUCGUUAAGCGAUGAAAUAGGAUCUCCUAAAUCACCUGCGGCAACAACAGGUAUGGGCAUCACUGAUUGCGCAUUAAUGUAUGCCCCUACAAUAUCACCAUCCAUUCAUUUAGAAGUAGUCGACGAUCGGAAAGCACUAAGAGAUGCUCUGUAUCAAGGAAUAUUUCAUCGACAUCGGCGAACUAUAUUUGCCGUGGGAAGCUUUCUACGCAUGUUGAAAAGUCGAAAUUCUUCAUACAAUACAAUCCGCAGUUCCUCCGAGGGAGAGGACGAUACAAAAUGAUCGAGCAUCAGAUAAAUUGUUAUCUAAAAAAUAUAGUAGGGAUUCGAUAAAUGUCUAGAUAGAAUUUUCUAGUCAUUACAUCUAAAAUAUAUGUCAUUUUAAAACAUUAUAAUUUAUAAACAUAAACCAAAAAUUUAAAGUUUAUCCCACCGAAACAAAUUUAGGUGUGUUAAAAAAUUGUAUUAAUCCAUUUAAUUAAUUUAUAAUAAUAUUACAUAAAUCAGAAUAUGCUCAAUUUAUCUCAUUAUUUUACAGCUUUAAAUAGUGUGUUAAUGAACUUUAUUUACAAAAUGGUGAAGAACAAGAGCUUUGUUCAUAGGAUCAUUUGCAAUCGAAUUAUUUAAUGGGUUGUUGAUACUCUACAGCUUUUUUUAACUCUAGAGCGAAUAAAACGACCAAUAUAACCCCGGUGAUACAUAACAUCAACAGUAACUAUCUGCCAUUAAAUGUUAAAUGAAAUGCGUAGAAUUUCUUUAUUUGGAUUACGCUUUUUUUUAUAUUUAUUGCAUAUAGACAUUUCUGGCAAUUAAGGUUAUCGUUAUACGAGAUCUAAUUUACACCUCUUUCAAAUAAAAUAAAAUUAUAUCAAUUUUAUGACAGAUAUAGUGUUAUAGCAUUUGUCAUAGCUUAAUAUUCAUAUUCUCUAUUCCUCGCUCGUUCCGUUCGUUGAAUUUUUAUUAAUUAUUCUGUACCUUUGCCACAACAAACCAUAGAUGGAGUUCACGUUUAUUUUAUCAAUUACUUCGUCAACAGCUAUGCACAUAAAAUAUUUAACAAUUAAAUAUUUUUUUGUGAUCCCGUUUAUAUGAUUUGACAAACUACGUCUUUUUCUUAUUCAUAGUUCAUAUCACUAUAUUAAAACAUAUAUAGCUAUCUACAUACACAUCAUCACAAAGUUUCUCGAGUUUUUAUUACUAUUCCCAGGGGUUUGAAAAUUUUCCCAACAAAAUGUUUCUGUUCUUGAAAUUAAUGGCUUGAUAACUGUUCUGGCACGGAAUUAUAAAUUUAAUUAUGUUGGACGGAGAAAUUGUUAAAACAGUGUAUAGUGCUAUUUUUAAAGUAGUUUAUCAGAUGAUUUGAAAGCAAUGUGCUAGAUAAUUUAUUCAUUCAAUUCAAAACAGGCAUCGCAUGGUUUAAUAUUGCCAUCGAUUAAUAUUCAUAAUAUUUAUCCAAAGGUUUACUGCCAAUUGAAACAAUCAUGUUGAAGCGAGCAAAGUUAACAAGGAAAUGAGUAGAAUUUUAUUACUAAACCACUAAUACAACCAAUGAACGAAAAAAAAGUAAGGACUGAUAUGUUGGUUAAAGCUUUUAGGUCACUCGUAGGAUGAAGUAAAACAUGCGUAAAACAAGUCCUUUGAACAUUAGAUAAUAGAAAAAACCCCAUUUUCAAAUCAUUCCAAUAUUAGUGAGAGAAAAUAAAUAUUAGCUAAUACCCGCCCCAUAGUAUUGAGUAUUGACGCUCUGUUCAAAAUGUUGUGCAAAAAAGCGAACAAAAAAGAUGGCCAGGCAUGGCCCGGUGUUCCAGAAUUUUAUACAAAGAUCCAUCAAGCGAAUAACAAUGGCUAAGUCGAAACGGAAAAAGUAGAGUAUAACAACCAUAUAUUUUCCGGAAUGAAAUAAUUGAACGCAUUUUUAAAUGAUAUCCAAAGAGCUGCAGUUUUAAACUUAGCAAAACGAAAAAUCAGAUACGAUAUUACUAAGGUAUUCAUUUCAUCCAUAUACUUACAAUGAGAUAACAGUGUAGAAAACUGCAUGUAUAGAUUUGUGAAUAAAAGCACGAUGAUGAAAAUGUAGUUAGCGAAAAACUGUUAUACAAAAAAUAAAAUACACACAUGCAUUAUUGAUCCUAUUACCAUGAGAACUAAAGAUGAGUGUUGUGUUAAGGUAUAACUUUUUUUAUUUAUUUCGAGCAAAUAUUAUCUUUACGAAUUACAGUCUUUCCCAGAGAUACGUGACACUCGAGCUACGCGAGUUUUUAAUUUUGACUUAUUUACGAUAUACGUGUACAAUUUUCUCUAACGAUUCUCAAAUGUAAAAAUAAAUUGCUUUUUUACUCAAAGUUUGAAAGUACUGUAACGACAGAGAUAACAAAAUUUUCUACAUGAUUUGUAUUCAAUUAGAAAUUAAUUAACACAUUUAAGUAAUAACAUUAAUAAAUUUUAUAAUGUAUUUAUCAGCCAUAUUUUGUCUGAAAAAAACGUGAUGUUGAAUUACACAAAAAAAAGAGUUUCGUGAAUGUUUGAGGAACACAUUAUUCGCUCAAUUCGGGGAAUGGCUGUAUUACAAACAAUUGGCAUAACGUUGGCACUUCUGAUGCUAAUUCUUAGUAAUGUAUCAGAAUGAUCAAAAAUUUAUUACAGGUAUACAUACUCUUCCUGUACAAUUUAUGAACUAAUGGAGAGACGGUGGCUUGAUGGUAUGAGUGAGUAUGUUAUUGUUGAGCAACAUGCAUUUGCACUACUUUGUGGUGUGGUAAACUGCUGAAUGUGUUCUAUAACUGUCCUGAACUUAUUUUGAUGCUAAAAGAAGGUAAAAUCUUGACUUCAAUCGUCGCUCGCAGAUGGUAUGUUGUUAUGUUGGUGAAACGGUACAGUAUAAAAGCAUCCUUCGACCUGUCAAAGGAUUUAUUUGACGUUAUUUGACGUUCUACUGUUUUUACACGGACAUUCGAAAUACGCGGUGCUGGCAAAAAUUUGCUACAAUCGUACAACGAUAAUGAUGUGACAUUCAUAUCAAAAACCUUGAUUGGAUUUUUUUUCAAUUGAAUUAAUGGUAUUGCCGCUUGGCCUCCGUCGUGCACCGAUCUUUGCGGCUGGUCCUGGCGAUGCCGUCGGCUUCUGUGCGGCAAAUGUUUGUCCUCUACCUUCCCGUGUUGUCGAAAGGGAUGGACGAAGUGAAGCCGCCGACCACGGAGACCUCCCGCAGUGUCUUCAGCGACAGAGAUUAGCGCCUUACAGCUGCUUUCCAGCUAGCUUGCAGGGGCCUAUGCGGACGUAAGAGGAAUCCUGCCAAUGUCUAACACCUUGGUCAGAUGACACGAGGUGACAAGACGGGUAGAACAGGAGAAGAUGGUGAACACGCCUUAUCGCCAAGUAGUGUCCAGUCGAGAUAACCUUGGGUAAGGUCUCGAAGGGAGUACGAAGCAUGCGUGGAUUGAAUCUACUUUCGGAAUCGGAAAUAAAUCGCUUGCACAUAUUUCUCCUUUUUUGCUACUGAUUAUUUUAUUUCAUCGAACUGAUUGCAAUCGAUAACGAGGUUUUUCUGGGAAAAUAUAAUAUUUACAUCCUUAACUGAAGUCCUUUUCUAUGAUUUCUAAGAUUCGUGUGCGCAACUUCUCCGACUUGCGCAUGCCACCGCGCAGCGCUUUUAAAAGCAUUCUGCUUUGAACCGGUUUUUAAUUGUUUAAUUGUGUAUUACUCGUUCAAUGGAUAACAAUGGAUCCGUGUGAAUGUUCUUAAGUCUAAUAUUAGUUUAAAAUAAGUAGUAAGAUCAUCUCAAUAAUUCGCUUCUAAGGCAGUUUUUAAAGGAUUGCACUGAGGUUCCAAAAUCAAACAAAUGACGAACUUCGUUAAACACCCUAAUCAUGGAGUCGAGGGGAUCUCUAGAUCCAUAUCCAGUUCGACUACGGUUCAGGGCAAGUAACGGACGUGAGCGAAGCUGAACAGCAGGCGCGUAAAAGUUUAACUGCUGAAGUAGGGAUGGGCAGUCGAUGUUACUUUGCAGUAAACCAGCCACAAAUAGUUGUUGUGUGGUACGGCGUCGGAUGUGGAGCGGAAGCAGUCCGAGGAGCAGAAGUCGCGUUUCAUAAGGUGGUAACUGACUGCCAGGUGGCCAAGGUAACAAGCGUGUUGCGUAUCGGGAUAAGGGACGCUGUAUCGAUUCCAUUCUCUCAGAAAGUCUUUGGGUUGAGGGCUUCCAGACGACACAGGCGUAUUCGAGUACCGGGCGGAUAAUACCACAGUAUAACGCUUUGAUGCAGA
This is a messenger RNA of Anopheles arabiensis, 6244 nucleotides long. RefSeq lists its product as uncharacterized. The transcript is spliced from 3 exons. The coding region runs from base 1530 to 2264 and encodes 244 amino acids. NCBI's taxonomy places the organism in Eukaryota, Metazoa, Arthropoda, Insecta, Diptera, Culicidae. The record is from RefSeq and is a predicted model, not a curated record.